Molecule: messenger RNA, 1590 nt
Organism: Symbiodinium pilosum
Lineage: Eukaryota; Dinophyceae; Suessiales; Symbiodiniaceae
Source: the annotation of a GenBank genome assembly
AUGCAGGCUGGACUCUUGUUCUGGGACUUUUGCCACGCAUGCGCUGCAAGCUCACAGCAGAGGAGGCGUGCUCAAACAAUCGGCAAUCAAUGCCUCCCAAAUGCACGAACUGUCCUUCAGUGUUGUAAGCAUUUGUUUUGCUUCAGGUCCAGCAAUGGCUAUGGCCUCCAGGGCCUUAGUAUUCGGGAAGCCUGCGAGGCUGCAGGGCGUGGGGACGGCAGCGGCCACUGCGUGGAUGACAGCGAGAUCUCUGUCCUGGGUCCGGACGACCGGCCCAUACCGCCGAAGAAGAUCCAUUCCUUCGACGAAGUGCGGGAGUUUCCUCGCGAGAUCCAGGAGCAGUUCAGGCGAGCCGGCUUCCCUGGGCCUUCCCAGAUUCAGGCUUACACCUGGCCGCUGGCCCUGGAGGGCAAGGAUGUCAUUGGCAUCGCAGCCACAGGUAGCGGCAAGACGCUAGCAUUCCUUCUGCCGGCGUUUUGCGAAAUGAUUAGAAGAGGACACAACCCUGAUAGAUACGGGCCGGGUCUGCUGGUCAUGUCUCCAACGCGAGAGCUGGCGCAGCAGACAGAGCAGGAGGCCGAGCGCUUUGGCGCCUGCAUCGGCUUCAACGUCGUAGCCAUGUACGGCGGCGCGCCCAAACAGGACCAGAUCAGGAAGUAUCGCUACGGAGUCCACUCCAUUGUGGCUUGUCCGGGGCGGCUGAACGACUUCCUGGAGGGCGGGCAGGUGCGACUUGAUGGUGUUAUGUGCCUCGUCCUGGAUGAGGCCGACCGAAUGUUGGACAUGGGCUUUGAGCCCCAGAUUAGAAAGAUCUUGGCGAGGAUUCCGCGAAACCGCCACACCAUGUUCUUUACUGCGACAUGGCCGCGGGAGGUGAGAAAGCUUGCCGCAGACAUCUUGUACCAUCCAUUCAAGGUCAUGAUCGGCAAUCGUGAUGAGCUGAAGGGCAAUCAGGACAUCAUCCAGCAGGUCAAGGUUGUCGAUGGGUACAGCAAGGAAAGAGCAAUUGUGGACCUCCUCAAUGAAGCGGGUCUUCUGGACCGGUACAGCAGCGGCAAGGCUUUGGUUUUCGCCGGUACGAAGAGGGAGUGCGAGAGGUUAUCGAACAACCUCUACAGAGCUGGAGUUCCGUGUUCCUCAAUUCAUGGCGACAAGGACCAGCGCCAGCGGGAUGAUGCGCUGAACGGCUUGAAGACCGGAAAGCUUAAGGUCCUGGUAGCCACGGACGUGGCAGCGCGAGGGUUGGACAUCAAGGGGGUUGGUUUGGUGGUCAACUACGAUGCUGCAAACAACACAGAGGACUACGUGCACCGUAUUGGCCGCACCGGCCGUGCAGGCUGCAAGGGCUUCGCAGUCACCUUCCUUGAUAGAAGAUCAGAUGGCGGGAAAGCCAAGGGCAUCAUGGAGGUGAUGCAGCGCACCAAUCAGCCUGUUCCUUCAGAGCUGCGAGAUAUGGCCGGCUCUUCGCGAGAAGAUCGCGGUGGGCGAUGGGGCAGGCUUCUCAGUCAGAUCGAAAGUGCCGGAGUAGUGGUGGCGCCAUGGUUGAGGCCCUGGGAAGUCUGGGCAUGGCAUGUAAGCACAACAGGAUGA